AGCUUUUUGAGUGAUUGCUCCGCCAUCAAUCGUGCUGGGACUGCGUGGGGGCUGCUAGUAGACUCUCUGCUCGCAGCUGUGCCGCGCACGGCUGCGCGAGAGCGUUGAAAUCGCGGACUGAUGCUUUAAGAGCUGCUGCUGCCUGCUGCCUGCUGCAGGCCGAAUUCGUGACCGAUGCGCUGGUGUGCAGCAGUAUGCAGUAUAUGCAGUCUGCUGGCCGCAGCCAAAGCGAUGGCGCUGCGCCCCGUCGCCGAUGUAUUGCAACGCCUCGAGUACGAUCGCGGCGUCGACGCGAGUCGCUUCACGUUUUACUUCCGCGAAGCGCAGCUGCCGGUGAAAGUCGGCGCCGCGUGGGGCGAUGCGAACGACCGCGUGAAUGGCACUGAGCGCAUGCUGGCGAAAGCGAUACCGCAGCACCGCAUUGCAUUCGUGUCGUACGGUCAACGGUUGGUGUGGCACCGAGGGCGGCGCGUCGACCGCGUCUACGGGUCGGGACUCACACCACAUUGUAAACUCUACGACGUCGUCGCCGAGCACGACGCGUGGACUCAAAAACGCAGCGACGCGGCCGCUGCAACGCUCGAGGCCGUCCGGUGCGAGUGCGGCGCGGAUGCAUUUUCUGUCCUGCGCCAGAACUCGCGGCGGGCGUCGCGCCGCGACCUGGCGCCCGACGCCUGGCUCGACGCGGCGGACGAGAUCCUCGGCGUCGACCUCGUCGAGGACCUCGUCGUGUCGCUGCCAGACAUCGCUCUGCGCGAGGCGCUCGCCGACGCGCUCGAGGCGCGCGGGCGCCCCCUCGACGGGGAGUUGUGGGUAAAUGAUGUGUUCUAGUUUAUACAUGUGGCCCCCU
Molecule: messenger RNA, 850 nt
Organism: Pelagomonas calceolata
Lineage: Eukaryota; Pelagophyceae; Pelagomonadales; Pelagomonadaceae
Source: the annotation of a GenBank genome assembly